AUGGAAGGAAUCACAGACACUCAAACUGCUCUGAUUGAUUCUGGUUCUUCUGCUAACUUCAUUGAUCCCAAUUUGCCUGUUCUCACAACAUUCCACACAUUGAAUUGGACUCCCCAUGCUCUGUCAUUGGCAUUAAUGGCAAACAAGCAAUUUUCUGCCAUCUUCUAUGCUCUUCCCCUUGGAAAUAGAAACCUUAUCCUUGGAACCCCAUGGCUCAUAUUGGCUAAUCCAGACAUUGAUUGGACCACCAUGAAAGUUUCACUCCACCUAGCUACAAAAGCACAAGAUGGCAGCAUCAACCCUGAGCCUCAGAAUCUCCCUGUUAAAUUCCAGGAGUUUCAGGAAGUGUUCAGUGAAGAGUCCUUUACCAUGCUGCCAAAACAUUGCCCUUAUGACAUUGCUAUUGACCUGGAAGAAGACAAACAGCCUCCCUAUUGUCAGAGCCAACAACUACCACAAGCUGGAAAGAUUGUGCCAACCACCUCACCAGCAGGAGCUCCUGUGAUGUUUGUAAAAAGGGCUGAUGGCAGGCUUUGCUUAGUGGUGGACUAUUGCCAGCUAAAUGCCAUCACAAUCAAGGACAGAUAUGCACUACCCAGACAAGACAAGCUAAUUGAGAAAUUGCGCCAUGCUAAGAUCUUCACAAAGCUAGAUUUGAGGAAUGGAUAUCACAAUAUCAGAAUCAAAGAAGGAGAUGAAUGGAAGGCUGCAUUUCACACUGCCCUUGGUCAUUUUGCUCCCACAGUCAUGCAAUUUGGCCUUAGCAAUGCCCUGGCUGACAAUAUCUCUGUGGUUGUGCACUUGGAUGACAUCUUGAUCUUCUCAAACUCAAGAGAAGAGCAUGUGGAACAUGUCAGGGAAGUCUUAUCUUGCUUGCUGAACCAUAAUCUAUUCUGCAACCCUGCCAAAUGCUACUUCUUUGUCACAGAAGUCACCUUCAUUGGUCUUGUGAUUACUCCUGAUGGCAUCUCCAUGAAAGACAAGGUGCAAGCAAUCAUGGACUGGCCUGAACCCCAAAAUGCAAAACAGGUGCAAUCAUUCCUAGGCUUUGCAAACUUCUACUGUUGCUUUGUCCCCAACUUCUCUUGCUUAGCACGCCCUCUGAAUAACCUUACUCAGAAAGAGCAACCAUGGAUAUGGCUAGAAGAACAGAAGGCUGCAUUUGAUGCAAUCAAGGCUGAGAUUUGCAAGGAGCUUGUUCUAGCUCACCCUGAUGAAUCUAAACCUUACACCUUGGAAACAGACACUUCUGGAGCAGCCAUGGGCGCUGUACUAUCUCAGAGAAAGGAAGAUGGUUGUAUACAUCCUGUUGCAUUCAUGUCAGCCAGCUUUUCACCUGCUGAGCUGAACUAUGACACGCAUGACAAGGAGCUACUUGCCAUCAUUUGUGCAUUUGAGCACUGGAGAAUCUUCCUGGAAGGAACUGAGCAGCCAAUCACUGUGUUUACUGAUCACAAGAAUCUGGAGUACUGGAAAUCAGCUAGAACCUUCAACAGGCGUCAUGCACGCUGGCAUCUCAUGCUGGCGUCCUACAACUUUGUUAUUGCUUAUAGACCUGGGAAAUAG
Rhizoctonia solani is the source of this 1566-nucleotide messenger RNA. RefSeq names its product Retrotransposable element Tf2 protein. The record is from RefSeq and is a predicted model, not a curated record. Bases 1 to 1566 code for a protein of 521 amino acids. The transcript has 4 exons. NCBI's taxonomy places the organism in Eukaryota, Fungi, Basidiomycota, Agaricomycetes, Cantharellales, Ceratobasidiaceae.